ACUGCCGGGAUCCUCAAGGGCAGCGAGGCGGGCAUGGGACAGUGGUUAACCAGCUUUGACUUGCCCGCUUUAGGCACAUCUAAUUUCUAUACGUCUGUUGUGUAUAAUUGAAAACAUACGCAUAGUUCACUACAGCAAGUUUGGCAGCAUUAUUGAGCACCACUGUAAUGAACCUGUUAAUAACUUGGCUUCUUAUUGCAGGAGCCUCGUACAUUUAUAGUGAUAUCUUACUGGCCGUGUUGCGCGCUUGUGUUGUAGACAUUCUGCUAAGCAGUCCGAGCACAAUGCCAGAAGAGGGGUCUGAGAGGUCAACGCCUCAGGGGGUCCCCUACAAAGAUAUCCCGCAUAUCAUCAACGCGGAUGGACAGUACUUGUUCUGUAGGUACUGGAUACCGGACAGUCAACCAAGGGCACUUGUCUUCAUCGCACACGGUGCAGGGGAGCACUGUGGAGGCUACAGUGAUUUGGCCCAGAAAUUCACAGAACAUUCCAUACUGGCAUUCACACAUGAUCAUGUGGGUCAUGGGCAGAGCGAGGGAGACCGGAUGGUGAUCUCUGACUUCCACAUCUUCAUCAGGGACACCUUACAGCACAUUGACAUCAUGAAGAAGAACCACCCAGGCCUGCCUGUGUUCUUAGUGGGACAUUCCAUGGGAGGAGCUAUCUCCAUCCUGACUGCAUGUGAGAGACCGACUGAGUUUGCCGGCCUGGUGUUGAUCUCACCGAUGGUCGUCUUGCAUCCAGAAUCAGCGACCCCUUUUAAGGUGUUCCUUGCCAAGCUUCUGAAUCAUUUGCUACCAAGCCUGAGCUUGGGGAUCAUAGACUCCAAAUGGAUCUCUCGAGAUGAGAAAGAGGUUGAAGCAUAUGAUAACGAUGAGCUGAACUACCACGGAGGGAUGCGCAUCUCCUUCGGGAUGCAGUUAAUGAGAGCCGUUGCCAACAUCGAGAAAGCCCUGCCUGACAUCUCCUGGCCUUUCCUGCUGCUUCAUGGAAACGCAGACAAACUCUGCGAUAUCAGUGGCUCACAGCUGAUGUACGAAAAAGCACAGAGCCAAGACAAAGCACUGAAGGUCUAUGACGGUGCUUACCAUGCUCUGCACAAGGAUCUGCCCGACACGGCCAGCUCUGUUCUCAAAGAGCUCAGCAGCUGGAUUCUCCAGAGACUGCCAGAAAGAAACCCAGUCCAAUCCUAAACACAACCGCAUGACGCUUUUUCAGCAUGUAGGAUUUCCUUGCAUUCACCUUACUGUUAUAUAUUGAAACUGGCAGCUAUUCACACCACUCUGUAUAUAGUUUUUCAUAUAGAGUGGAUUUACUAAUACAUGUGGUGUCAGUCUGAGUGGGACAUGGCAUAGCUUUGUGUUUGGAAAGGAUCGCGAAGGGAACUCGCAAGACUAGCAUGUUCAGACUGGACCAAGUGUGUAUUAACUAGCUUUAAGCCUUUUAUGUUCUUAUAAAAGUUGUUUUAGCCUUGGAAACAUAGCCUUUAUGGUACUGUUUUGCUAAACACACAAGUUGAAAAAUGCUUGCAGUGAAAAUUAGACACAAGUAUACAUCUGAAUGACCUUGAGGUGUCUCAGUGGCCAGUAUAACAUGUGAAGGUCAAUUCAAUGGCUUUGAUUAUGUGUCAGAUACAGCAGGAACUCAAUGUUCCAAGAGCAAACUUUAUACCGGUAAUUGUAUGAAGACAUUGAUGGUCUAACUGUUUCUCCAAAGUGUAACAAGUACAUCUAAAAUAUAAUAAUAAACUAAAUAAUACUUUGAAUUUAGAGAUACAUGCAGGAAACUACAUUUUUUUCCUUAGUUAUACAUGGCUGGUUUCACAGCCCCUGAUUAUCAUUAAACUUGGACUCCCUUACAAAAGUUUCCCAUAGUAAAAGCACAGCAAAGCAUAGUGAAAGCAUGGCAAAGUAUAGGUAAGCAUUGU
This is a messenger RNA of Polyodon spathula (Mississippi paddlefish), 1927 nucleotides long. RefSeq names its product monoglyceride lipase-like. Gene Ontology annotation, molecular function: lipase activity. Gene Ontology annotation, cellular component: membrane. The transcript has 7 exons. The record is from RefSeq and is a predicted model, not a curated record. The coding region runs from base 168 to 1193 and encodes 341 amino acids. NCBI's taxonomy places the organism in Eukaryota, Metazoa, Chordata, Actinopteri, Acipenseriformes, Polyodontidae.